Messenger RNA from Pseudo-nitzschia multistriata, 1057 nucleotides. The record is from the annotation of a GenBank genome assembly. Lineage: Eukaryota; Bacillariophyta; Bacillariophyceae; Bacillariales; Bacillariaceae.
CGACGAAGACAGUAUUUAAAGAGUUCACAGAAGAAACCAUAGAAGUGGGACAAGAAAUAGAAGGGAAAAGAUGCUAGUCGGAACUUACUUUUACAAUCUAGGAUUGGUCACGCUUCUAUUGCUUGUGGCGAGGGUAUCAUCUUUCGGAACUCUAAAAAAUCAGGGGCAAUUGCGAUAUGGGUUUAGCUCGCGGCUAGGCAUGUUCUUUGCUGACGAGUUAGCUCCCGAGGAAAAAUUAAACCCAACUACUACCGAGAAUACGGGCAGUAACGAAGAAGUGGCGGCAAAAGAAAACUUUCCUCCUCUUCCUGUGCAACUGGUUAUUUCAGAUAGCGAAGGAUUCCUGAACGCAGCCGGAGCAUUUUUGGUCGACUCGUUUUGGUUGGGUUCGGAUCAUCACAAGUUGAAGAAAGACGUGGAAAUGAGUACCGAUGCACGCAUGAACUUGAUCAUUGAGCAAGCCGCAGAUCUGCAAGAGAAAUAUGGCGAGAGAAUGGGCAGGAGGUCUGCAAAAGCCUGCGUUGUAGGUGCAUUGGACGAAGAAACAAAAGAGUUGGUAGGUUUGGCCACUCUGAAGGAGACUCUGAUGAUGAACACUGAAAUUUUAGAACCAGAAAAAGCAGAAGCCAUUGCCAAAAACGCUGUUGCCGCUCUCGGGCCAAAGCAAAGACGCGAGUACAAAAAUGCACCCAUAGCUAAAAUUGCGGAAGAACUGUUAUCUCCCGAUACGAAAGCCGUCUGUGUUCUGUCCAAUCUUGCUGUCGGCAAAAAGGCAAGGAGAAGGGGCGUCGCUCAAGCGCUCUGUGACGAACUUGACGCCCUUGCCAACGAUUGGAACUUUGAUGAGAUUCAUCUCCUGGUAGAAAGUGAGAACACUGCUGCUCGAACUCUGUACGAGAAAAAGCUUGGGUACAAUCUCGUGUCCACAAAUGUGGCCGCCGCAGCUCUCCGUGUCGAUUUUGAGACUGGAGCUUUUGUUCAAAUCAAACAAGAUACGCUUGUUAUGGCAAAGCAGCUGUAAUGCUUUGAUGGAUGCGAAUAAAGUCAAUUUCAAUCA